CUUUCAGCGCUAUGUAUCGCUGACAUCCUUGUUGUCUUUGGCCAUGUGAUGCAUGUGAGAUAUAAACGUGAUUAUAUUUACGCAAAGUCUUAACGAGUGACUCGAAUUAUUUAACUGGUGUCCAGUAACAAUAAGAACAAAAACUGUCUUAGGAUAAGAAACUGAGGUGAACGUUAUGGAUCUCAACGAAGUUUGGUGGAUUGAAGCAGAAACCGCAAAUAAAGCUACAAUUCCAUUGUACUUAAAAAAUUUACUAAUGAUGACUGAGUUUGAUAAUCUGCCGUCCCUGGAAGGUCUUGACACUCAGCAAGUUGAAAUGAUGGAAUCUUUUGCUCAAACCGAGAUGGAGAAUCUAAUUGAUCCCGAAAACCCAUUGACGGACUACUAUGGGAUUUACGGGAAAUACUCAAAAAACUUUAAGAUUUUACCAGGUCAUAGGAUAUUAUUAAAAGAACUGCGAGAUUACUGCCGAAAAUUGAAAAACGUAAAAUUACUUACGAAUAAAACCAUUGAGCGAAAAACGUUGAACGUAAAUCAAGUUGAACGCGAUUUUGGAAAAGAAGAGAAGCAUAUCUUGAAACUGCUAAAAGACUAUAUAAAUAGGCUAACAGAAAAAGACGAAUACAAAACCAUAUUUAAGGCAUCAGUUGUAAAUAAUAUUAAAGAAUUAAAGGCACCAGUAACACUGAAAGAGCCAGGUAAAGAUCUUUGUAGUAAAUUCAAAUCCAUAUUUUGCUCAUCUGUAAUAAAAAUUAGUAAAGUUCAAGGUCGUUGGUAUAUAUCAAACUAUACGAUACAUCUCAGAGAUCAACAGUUAAAAGCAAAGAAAAAAUUGACAAAAAUCAAAUUAAAAUGUCGAAAAUUGGCAUUAAAAGUUUAGUUCAGAACAAAAGAUUAACUAUGGACACAGUUUUAGAUGCAGAUGAUCGAUCCGUUGCUACUCCGUCGAAGAUACAUAAGCUGCUACCGGAAAAAGUCGAUGACUCCAAAAACUCUGACUAGGAAUUCUCCAAAUUUUUAGCACGUGAAGAACCGUCUGGGGUACGGUUUUUUCUAGAUUGUAAGCAAGAUCCCUCGCAAAUUCAAAAGUGGAGUUUAGAAAAAUAUUCUCGAUCAGAAAGAGACCGACGAUCCUUAAGCAAAAACACGAAAGGACCAUUUUUACUUACUAACUAUUUUUCAAUUAUGAACAAAGUUGAGAUUUUAAUUAAAAGAAACGAAGAAAUGAAAAAUACGAUAAUUUCUCUCAUGGAUCAGCUAGACGUCUCGACAGAUGGAAAAAAUCUAAAAGAGAAUGUUAAUUAUAGCCAUCUUAUUUCGUCUUUGAUGGAUACCGCUAAUUUUAAUGCAGGAAGAGAUUCGCGAGGCCACCGUUAUGGCAAUGAUAUGAAACUCUUUGUGUCGUAUAUUUUUCUUUUAGGAGGGAGAAUUCUUUACGAAGUAAUCCAAGCUAAUCUCCCAGGUUCUCUACCAUCGGUUUCUACAGUUGGAAAAUCAAUUUAAAAAUUCAAUGAUCCAGUUAGAGCAUGGGAAUUUAGAUUCGACGCACUGGCAGAAUAUUUGAAAUAAAGAGAUUUGCCAAAGUUCGUUUGGAUAAGCGAAGAUGCUUCAAGAAUUACAGGGCGAAUUCAAUACGACCCUCGAUUUAAUCGGAUAGUGGGUUUCAUGUUACCACUAGAUGUACACGGCGUUCCUAUCUGCGGAUCCUUUGGAGCAACUUCGGAAGAACCCUGGCGGACCGAAGGAACCGAAUGGAGUCUCUACAAAGUACCCGUGAAGACCUUAUUGGGUCCCCAUUCUGUUCCUU
Belonocnema kinseyi is the source of this 1807-nucleotide messenger RNA. RefSeq lists its product as uncharacterized. The record is from RefSeq and is a predicted model, not a curated record. Lineage: Eukaryota; Metazoa; Arthropoda; Insecta; Hymenoptera; Cynipidae. Bases 176 to 880 code for a protein of 234 amino acids. The transcript has 2 exons.